Messenger RNA from Helobdella robusta, 780 nucleotides. RefSeq lists its product as hypothetical. The record is from RefSeq and is a predicted model, not a curated record. The coding region runs from base 1 to 780 and encodes 259 amino acids. NCBI's taxonomy places the organism in Eukaryota, Metazoa, Annelida, Clitellata, Rhynchobdellida, Glossiphoniidae. Gene Ontology annotation, biological process: positive regulation of canonical NF-kappaB signal transduction. The transcript has 3 exons.
AUGUUUUCUAAGUUAAAUUUCAGAAAUAAUGCGAGAUCGGUGAUUUUAUUUCUGAUUCCGAGGUAUCCAUUUGCACAGGCACUGUCACUUCUUUUGUUCAUUGCAGAGAGGGCACACAAAGACCAGAACCCUCCAUUUCCUCCUAAUGCCAUCUACACAUUUGUGUUUCUCCUGUUUGCCUGUGGAGUGGGCACAAGUGUGUCUUCCAUCAAACCGUAUUGCGCUGCCCUGGCCUCUGCUAUUUUAUUAUCAUCCGGUGGCAUUGUUUAUUUUAACCAGUCACUUGACUACAGAUACUGGGUUAAAUUCCGGAUGGUUCAUGGCUUGAUAGGUGCAGCCAGUGCACUUCUUAUGUUUUCCUUCUUCUCUUUUGACAAACCACGACCACAAAAACUCUGGAAGUUCACAGGUAUCCUCAUGGCAUUUUACAGUGCUACCCAAUGUUACAUUCUCUUGAGAAGUGCCGAGGACAAAACUGCAUUUACACAAUUUGUGCCAUACACCAACACCUCACUGUUCAUCUACAUGCUCUUGCAUGGAACUGUUGCUCUAUGCCUUUUCACAAACGUUCAUGUUUAUGACUUCCACGUGAUUUUAGGAGUUCUGGUGGCAUUUAAACUUCUUCUGGUUGACUUACAAAUCUCAUACUGGCACAAGAGAAGAGGUCUAGACUUCUGGAAUCAAAUGAGAUUGAUCAUUGAUCAUGUAACUCUUUUAUUAGGGGUGCUGUUGUAUUUAGUCAGUGUUAGAAGGCACACACCUCAACACCAGAAAAUUUAA